CAAAAACAAGCGAGACAGGGCCGGCAAAUUCACGCUCGGGUGGUGCAUCCGUUACGCAGUGCUGCAAUAGCGCAUCGAUUCGUGACGCUCGGAGCAGCAGUUGUCGCGCACCGACCUCUCAGGCCCGCCCGCCACCCCUGCGGCAAGCUGCAAGCAGCACCUCCAGCCAGCAAUACGCGAGCCGCACUCCGGCGCAACCAAGCAUAAAUGACCGACUCCUGGGAGGACGCCGUGCCGGCGGCGCCGCUCGCGGCCGUCUCCCUGAAGGACGACGCGCCCGCGCCGGCCGCCGCGAACAACGACGACGACGACUGGUUCGCGGAUCAAAGGAGGAACACGGACAAGGCCGAGAAGCGCGAGCGGAAGGCCGGCGCGCCGAAGAUCUUGAAGCGCGUCUCGAGCAAGGGCGAGCUGCCCACGAAACCGCAACGGAGAAGCCCGACGCAAACGGACGCCGAACGGGAGCAGGCCUACGCGGCGGCGCGCGCGCGCAUCUUCGCCGAGGAGGCCGCCGCGCCGGCGCCCGUGUCAAAAAAGAAGGGUGGCGCGGACUGGGCUUCUGCUGCUUUGUCGGCGGCCGCGAGGACGCCGUCCUCGGAAGAUCUUCGCGCGGCAGCACCGGCGCCGGCGCCCGGUCCUGAUCCCGAUGUGGCGCGCGGCCCGUCCGGGGCCGGCUUCGAUCCGAAGGCUCGGGAGCGGACGCGCGAGAACGCUCGGAGGGGUCCUCAACCGCGCCAGCAGCGACGGCCGUCUCACCGUAGGGUGACGGAGGACGACGGCGAUCCGGACUACCGACGGAACAACCAACCCACGAGUGUUGGCGACGGCUACGGGGUCUAUGACGGCCGGCCCGGCUACGCGUCGACAAGGGAGGAGUACUACGCGCGGCCGCCGCCGCAGUACGGCGCGCAGCCGCCGCCGCCGCAGUACGGCGCGCAGCCCGACGCCUACGCCUACCCGCCGCCUCAACAGAUCGCGCGGGGGCCGCCGCCCCAAAAUAUUGCGUUUGGCGGCUACGGCUUCCAGCCGCCGCCGCAAAUGCCCGAGGACUACGGCGCGCGGGCCUUCGGCGGCGGCGCGGGCUUCGCGCCGUACACGCCGGCGCCGCCACCCGUCGUACAGGAGCCGCAGUUCCGGCCGCCGCCGCCGCCGCCCCAGUUCCGCGCGGCGUCUUCAUCGACAGCGGCGCCGGCGCUGGCGCCGCCCGAGGCGGGGGGCAACCCGCACGGCCUCAUGACGCUCGGCGACUUCUCGGCGAGCGUCGCGGCGCCGGCGCCGGCGCCGCCCAAGAAUAGUGGAAGGGGGCGCGGGCGGCGGGCGCGCGGCCGCGGCCGCGGGCGAACAAAGGGCAAGCCGCGGUCCUACGAGAACGAGUUUCCCACGUUAUAAAAGUAUCUAU
Pelagomonas calceolata is the source of this 1399-nucleotide messenger RNA. Lineage: Eukaryota; Pelagophyceae; Pelagomonadales; Pelagomonadaceae. The record is from the annotation of a GenBank genome assembly.